This is a messenger RNA of Leptosomus discolor (cuckoo roller), 1011 nucleotides long. The record is from RefSeq and is a predicted model, not a curated record. NCBI's taxonomy places the organism in Eukaryota, Metazoa, Chordata, Aves, Leptosomiformes, Leptosomidae.
AUGCCAGCCUGCAGGAGAGGAAGGGGGCCAGUGUGCACCACCUGGAGAGCAACCACAGCAGUCCAGGGAACAGUCAGAGGGAGGACAUGCCUGGGCACCCACUGUGCCAGGAAGGUUGAUGUCUUCUACAAAACCUUCACCCUCAUCAACAAUAACGGUGUGGCCAGGAAGCUGAAGCUGCUGGUGAGCCUUCAUGCCCUGGGUGGCAAGCCCAGUCACAGGGAACCCCUGUGCCAGCAGCACCCAUCCUGGAUGGACAGCAGGCUCACGAGGCCCUGUGGUGCCAAGGACACCACAGUGACUCUGGGCAGCAGCUCUGGGGAGGCAUCCAGAGAUGGCCGCUCCAGCCACGUCACCUGGCGAACAUCAGCUCCUGCCAAUGCAGAGGCCACUGGGCCAGGGGUUCUGCAGGGGUCUAGCUUGGAGGAGCAUCCCUACAAGUGCCUGCAGUGCAGGCGGUCCUUCAAGAAGUCCAUCAACCUGCUGAGCCACCAGGAGACGCAGAGCAAGGGCGAGCGGCUCUGCAAGUGCCCCUUCUGCACCAAAACCUACACCUCAUCCUCAAGACUUCUGAAGCACAUCCGCACCCACACAGGCGAGAGGCCCUACUGCUGCGCCGACAGCAAGGCCUUCGCCCUCCCGUCCAACCUCUGCAAGCACCAGCGUAACGUGCACCACAACGACCAGCCCUUCCCCUGCCCCGACUGUGGGCACACCUUCAACAAGACCCUCUCCCUGCUCCGCCAUCAGUGGGGAUACUUAGGGGCCACACCGUUCCGGUGCCCUGAUGGGAAGGCCUUCACUGUGGCCAGCUGGAUGGUGGAGCACCAGCAGGUCCACACUGGCAAGCAGCCCUUUGUCUACAGCAAGGCUUUCACCAAGUCCUCCAAACUCUUCGAGUACAAGAUGCUGCACACAUGAGAGCGGCCCCACAAGAGGCCCGACUGCAGCACAGCCUUCGCCCAGUCCUCCUGCCUUGCCCACCACCACUGCACUCAAACUGGCGAGUGA